CCAUCCACACACGCACACAAACGUAUGCACAUCUCUGUUUCCGUCCGUGUGCUGGUCAGAAGACGCUCUCCUCACCACGCAACAUCGUCACCCUCGUCUUCGUCUUCGCUGUCGCUCCCCUCGCUCCAUAAGAGCGAACCGUCCGUGUCAGACUCCGCACUAUCCGGCGUCCACUCAUCUGAGUCGUCUGAUGUCUCCAGUUCGUCUGAUGUCUCCAAUUCAUCUUCGGUCUCUGGCGGCAGAGGCUGCAGCUCCGGCUGGUCGGCCCCCUCUAGGGGCACCUCCCCUCCCACAGCGUCAAGAAGAGUGCGCAGCCUGGCCAUGGCUUGGCGCUCCUUUCCCACCUGCCUCGCUUUGUCGCGCUGUCGCUGCGUCCUGCGCUGCAUCAUUUUAUCCUGCCUCCCGGUGUCCCUGGCUUCACGCGCCUCGCGCACGGCUUGGAUCCUCGCCCGGCGGCUCUUCUCUCUCACUCGCUCUUCCUCUCUGUCAUCCUCUCUUUGUACUUCGCUGAGCUCCUCCCCUAGAGGGGCGCUGAGCUCCUCCCCUAGAGGGGCGCAGCAGUAGCACUGGCCCAAUGGAGAGAGAGGCGAAAGAGAGAGAGACAUGCGCACGAGGGGACUGUCUUUGGUCAGGCAGAGUGCUCACCUGGCUGAAGAGCCGCAUGGACAAGUCGUGUUUCCGCUGCUCGAAGAGUUCGUCGUCGGGCUCAGGAGACAUGCCUAUAGACUCUUUAAACGAGUCCCACACAUUGUGCUUCUCCUCCUUUGACUCUUUGAGCAACUUGUCGAGAGCCUCAGAUCUGAUAUAAGGCAACGACUGGCGUGUGUCGUGUGUGUGGUCUUCUCUCCGUGUAGCCUAGCCGGGAGGGAGGGAGGCACUGUGAGCCUGCACGCCUACGUGCACGCGAUGUGUUUCCGCGGCUUGCGGAGGAAGACGUUGUCCAUGUCCACCGCCAUGCACUGCCACGGCGCGUGACAUUGGUUGUGCCACUGCUUGGCCGGUCCCCAUGUGCAUUUUCUUGCUGCGCACAGGCACACACAUCAAUCAAUGGACUGACUGUCAUGGUGGGCCCUCGAGUGGCUGAGGGAGGGAGGGAGGCAUGCAGAGCUCACAGAUUCCGAGUUUGCAAUCGAAGUCUGCAGUGAACAUACAGGCAAAGCGGCACAGGCAGGCAGGCAGGCAGAGACAGGCGUGCAGCCUAAGCUUGCCUCCAUUCCAUCGUGUGUGCGUGGUCUGCUCUGCUUACUGACCCGGUUGUGUGUCUGACAGAGUGUCGUUAAGGCGAUUGUUGACAGUGUAAGCCCCUUGCUUGGAUUGAGCGGCAGACAGAGACAGCGACGCGCCUGUACUCACUCACUCACACAUCCAGCAAAGGGUGAUUCAACAAAUCUGUUACAUAGCCCGGGGAUGUGGGUGGGCAGGGCUUCCCCCGCUUCAUUCUCACCACCGAGAAGGCGCAGCACGACUAAGAACAUCUUCUUCGUUGCUGCCAUUGCAGAGCCCGGCAGAGCUGAGCCUCCCUCAAGAAGGACUCAAGGAGGUUGUUGCACCGAGGAAACACGAUGGAUCCGCUGCGAGGUGGCGGCCCCGGGAAGGG
This is a messenger RNA of Vitrella brassicaformis, 1597 nucleotides long. Lineage: Eukaryota; Vitrellaceae. The record is from the annotation of a GenBank genome assembly.